CAUUCUAUCCCCAAGUUACUUUGAAUCUAGUUGGUAUUAUGGCAUCAGCUCUGUUCAUCCUCCUGCUGCUUCAAUCUUUCCUUGUUUCAACUUCUGUUUCUUCGACUGUUUAUUUCUCUCUCAAUCAGACAGAAACUCUUCUCAAAUGGAAAACCAGUCUCGACAACCGCAGCCAAAGCUUCCUCUCUUCUUGGGUUGGGGACAAUCUUUGCAAAUGGGUUGGAAUUGCUUGUAAUAAAGCUGGAAGCAUCGUCAACAUAACCCUUCGUGAUUAUGGUCUUAAAGGUACAAUUCAUGGCCUUAAUUUCUUUGCCUUCCCUGACCUAAUGCAGCUCAAUCUUAGCAAUAACUCACUUCAUGGGGCAAUUCCUUCCCACAUCGUUAACCUGUCCAAACUCACUUAUCUUGAUUUGUCUUACAAUAACUUUUCUGGGAAUAUUCCUUCUAAUAUAGGAUUGCUGUCGAGUCUGAACUUCUUUUCAAUUAGUAGGAAUCAUAUCAGUGGCUCUAUUCCUAAGGAUAUAGGAAGGUUGAGUCUCCUUUCUAAACUCUACCUCAAAGAGAACUAUUUUACUGGUUCAAUUCCUGUUUCUAUAGGAAAUAUGAGUAAUUUGUUUGAUCUUCGCAUCAAGAACAAUAGACUCAGUGGUUCAAUACCUCAGGAAGUUGGAAUGAUGAGAUGUCUUGUUUUACUUAGUUUUUCAAUAAACUCCUUGACCGGUUCGAUCCCUGCAUCAAUAGGUAAUUCAAGCAAUUUAAGAGAACUUUAUCUUUAUAAUAAUGAGCUCUCUGGUUCAAUACCUAUUUCCAUAGAAAACUUGAGAAACCUAUCCAUUCUUGAUCUCUCUAAUAACUUGCUUUCUUACUCAAUACCUUCUGAGGUAGGAUUGCUUAAAUCUCUCACUGAACUUUACCUUUAUGGCAAUGCUCUUUCUGGUUUGAUCCCUACUUCCAUGGGAAACCUGAGCAACCCAUCUAUUAUUGAUCUCUCUAAUAACAUGCUCUCUAACUCAAUACCUUUUGAGGUAGGAUAUCUUAAAUCUCUCACUGAACUUUACCUUAAUGACAAUGCUCUUUCUGGUUUAAUCCCUUUUUCCAUAGGAAACCUGACCAACAUAUCUCUUCUUGAUCUCUCUAAUAACAUGCUCUCUAACUUAAUACCUUCUGAGGUAGGAUUGCUUAAGUCUCUCACUCACCUUGAUUUGUCUAAUAACAGUUUCUUUGGCUCAAUCCCUACUUCCAUAGGAAACUUGAGCAAUCUAUCUAUUCUUUCUCUCUAUUAUAACAUGCUUUCUGGCUCAAUACCUUCAGUGAUGAGAUUAGUUAAAUCUCUCACGAGACUUGAAUUGUCUGAUAAUAAAAUUUCUGGUUCAAUCCCUGAUUCCAUAGGAAACUUGAGCUCCCUAUCUGAUCUUUUUCUCAAUGAUAACAUGCUUUCUGGCUCAAUUCCUUCUAAGGUAGGAUUACUUAAAUAUCUUGAGAAUAUAGAUUUAUCCAAUAAUAGCUUCUCUGGUUUGAUUCCUACUUCAAUUGGAAAUCUAACAAAAAUUCUUGGGUUAUACCUUGGAAGAAACUAUUUAUCUGGCCCUAUUCCUUUGGAAAUGAGUAACCUUAUUCUUCUUGAAAUUUUGCAACUGGGUGAUAACAAACUCAAUGGUCAUUUACCUGAGAAUAUUUGCCACGGAGGAUUAUUGGAAUCUUUGUCGGUGAGAGGAAAUUAUUUGACGGGUUCCAUCUCAAGAAGUUUGAGAAAUUGCACCAACUUAUAUAGAGUAAGGUUUGACGAGAAUCAACUUGAAGGGACAACAGAAAUUUUUGAUAUGUGUGGCAACUUGGAUUUUAUUGAUUUGAGUGAUAACAAGUUUUAUGGUGAACUUUCCCCAAAGUGGGGGUUGUGUCAUAAUCUAACAAGCAUGAAAAUCUCCAAUAAUUACAUUUCUGGAAGGAUACCUCCUGAGCUAGCUCAUGCCACUCAAUUACAACGUCUUGAUCUCUCUUCAAAUCAUCUGAGUGGCGAGAUUCCGAAGGAAUUAGGCAGGUUGACAUCAUUGGUCUAUCUCUUGCUAAAUGAUAACCAACUCAUUGGCAGAAUCCCUUUAGAGAUAGGGCAACUACUCAAUUUGCAACAACUCAAUUUGGCCACAAACAAUCUUUAUGGGCCGAUUCCAACGCAACUUGGAAAGUGCCUUAGGUUACUAAGCUUGAACUUGAGUAUGAACCAACUUGGAGAUCGUAUUCCUUUUGAAAUGCAGAGCAUACUCGGUCUACAGACUCUUGAUUUGAGUUGGAAUAUGCUAGCAGGCGAGAUUCCACAGGAACUUGGAAGUUUGCAUAUGUUAGAAUUACUAAAUCUUUCUCACAACAUGCUUUCUGGUUCCAUUGCUUCUGUUUUUGAUGGUAUGCUGAGCUUAACAAAUGUCAGCAUCUCCUACAAUCAGUUGGAGGGUCCUAUCCCUGGCAUCAAAGCCUUCCUUAAUGCUCCUUUUGAUGCUCUCAGAAACAAUAAAGGCCUUUGUGGCAAUGUCCCUGGCCUAGUUCCUUGUGUAUCCAACAAUCAAAGCAAAAGCUCAAGUAGACCUGUGAUUUUAAUUGUUGUACCUAUUUUCUGUGGUCUAGUUUUGUUAUUUAUCUUGGUGGGGUGUUUACUUCUUGUUCAAAACAAAAAAUACAAGCCAAGAGAGGGACAAUAUCACGAUAUUUUUGCCAUUUGGGGAUAUGAUGGGAAAAUCCUUUAUGAAAACAUUCUUGAAGCUACAGAGCAUUUCAACUCAAACUAUUGCAUUGGCUCAGGAGGAUAUGGAAAUGUUUACAAAGCUGUGCUAGCAACAGGCCAGGUGGUCGCUGUGAAGAAACUUCAUCCACCAGAUGACAACCAGUACGUUAAGUUGCGGGCAUUUGAAAGAGAGAUUCGUGUUCUGAUCGACAUAAGACAUCGCAACAUUGUGAAGUUUUAUGGUUUUUGUUCUAACCCGGAGCACUCAUUACUGGUUUAUGAAUUUGUUGAAAGAGGGAGCUUGAGAACAGUUUUGAGCAACCCAGAAGAAGCAACAGAGUUGGAUUGGGAUAAGAGAUUGAACAUUGUUAAAGGGUUAGCUAGUGCUUUAUCUUACAUGCACCAUGAUCGCCCUUCACCAAUAAUCCAUCGUGACAUUUCUAGCAACAAUGUUUUGUUAGAUUUGGAUUAUGAAGCUCAUGUCUCAGACUUUGGCACUGCUAGGAUUUUGAAGCCGGAUUCCUCUAACUGGACAUCCUUUGCAGGCACAUUUGGCUACACAGCUCCAGAGCUUGCUUACACGAUGCAAGUAAGUGAAAAAUGUGAUGUCUAUAGUUUUGGAGUGGUAACAAUGGAGAUAAUUAUGGGAAGGCAUCCAGGUGAUCUUAUUUCAUAUUUAUGGACACCAAAUGGCCAGCAGAUGUUGCUGAAGGAUGUCAUAGACCAAUGCCUUAAACCUCAAAGGAGGAAUAAGGUGGCAGAGCAAGUGGUUGCUACCACAAAACUAGCAUUUACAUGUUUGCAUUCCAAUCCUCAAUUUCGCCCCACUAUGCAACAGGUUUAUCAGGCUCUUACAAGUGGUCGACCAUUUCCAUUGCCAAAGCCAUAUUCAAUGAUAAGUUUGGGAGAUUUGAUUGGAGAUGGACAUGGGAUAAAGGGCUGAGUUGCUUGGAUAUUUAUCAUAGUUCUAGGCUACGAGGUUUAAUAAAGAACUUGAAGAAAUGUGAAUGUGUUAUCAGGUUAUGUGUUAUCAGGUUUUCUAUCUACAUUCAAUUUGAAGAUGAAUGAGACCACUUUUUUUAUAAAUUAGGAAUGUAGUUAAGCUACAUGCUGUGUGGACUAUUGUACUCUUUCGUUUGUUAUAAUUUCUUAGGGUUUUUUUCCUUUUAAUAAAUAAUUUGUUGGUGU
Messenger RNA from Rubroshorea leprosula, 3901 nucleotides. The record is from the annotation of a GenBank genome assembly. Lineage: Eukaryota; Viridiplantae; Streptophyta; Magnoliopsida; Malvales; Dipterocarpaceae.